AUGGGAACAUCUAACAUCAAGUCUUUCAGUUUUGGCAGUAAGGACGACGGGAACGAAAGGACGAUAACGAUAAAUGAGUUACUUGAUCCAUCCUACGGAUGUUAUGUAUGGCCAUCCGCAUUCGUGCUCGCAGAAUAUAUUUGGUACAAACGGAGAGACUUUCAGGGAAAAGCAGUGCUUGAACUCGGAGCAGGCACAUCCCUUCCUGGACUUCUCUGUACAUCCUUAUCUCCUACAAACCACACAGUUCUCACGGACAGAUCAAACUUUCUUUUGGUCUUACAAAAUAUCAAGAAUAGCGUCCUUUUGAACAUACCAUUCUUUCAUGACACAACAGAUACUGUGUCUGAUUAUAAUGACUCAGAAAAUGAGAAACGAAAAUCAAGAAUCUGGGUACGGGGAUUAACAUGGGGUGAAUUUGCCAAUGACAAAGAUUGUCUGUCUGUACUUUUGGAUGAUAUAGAGACAUUAUGGGGCCGAAAGAUUGACUGGUUACUAGGUAGUGAUACCUUUUAUGAUCCUAAAGACUUUGAGGAUAUUCUUGGAACAAUAUCAUACAUACUAGCAUAUCAUUCACCAGAAGCGAAAUUUUUGACUACUUACCAAGAAAGAAGUUCAAAGCGCUCUAUUCAGUAUCUACUGGAUAAAUGGAAUCUUGAAUGCCGACAAAUAUCUCUAUCUGAGCUACGGGUUGAUCUAGAAAAGUACACCAUCGAUGACGAUACCCAGCAGAAUCAAAUAGGCAGCAACGACGUAUCAGAUGAUACGCAUAUCGACCAAACUAAGGAUAACCUUGAAUCGAAGAAACAUCACAGCCAAAUUAAUCCAUCAAUGGCAUAUGGGAAUUCAAUAGAGAGUAUAUUUCUUCUUGAAAUAAGUUUAAAGCAGUAA
Molecule: messenger RNA, 891 nt
Organism: Paraglomus brasilianum
Lineage: Eukaryota; Fungi; Glomeromycota; Glomeromycetes; Paraglomerales; Paraglomeraceae
Source: the annotation of a GenBank genome assembly